CCAAAUCAACAAUUACUUGAAUUAAUUAAAAAUUAUUGUACAAAGGUUAAAUUUUUUGAUUUACCUGGAUUUAAUAAACAAAAUAUAAAUAUAGCAUUUGAUUUAAUUGAAAAUUUCAAACAAAAUCUUAGUUAUCUUACUAUUAGUAUUGGUGUCAAUAGGUUUUUUAGUUAUGAUUAUGAUGAUAAUGUACUUAGUUCAAAUGUAUUAUUAAAAUUAGGACAAUUUCUUCCUCCUCAAUUAGAAUAUUUAAGUUUGACUCUUAUGAUCAAUGCAAGUGAUUUUGAAGUAUUCUUGAAAUCUUCUCAAAAUACCUUUAUUAAGAAAUUAUUAAUUAGAAAUAGAAUAUAUGAAGAAUGUGAAGAUAUUUUACCAUACAUAAAGAAAUAUAUCAUGAAAAGUAAGAGAGUUGAAUAUUUAGCUAUUGUAGGAGCUUUCCUUAGAGAGGAUGAAGAUUUGUUUUCUUUAAAAGAUGAAGUGAAGGAAUUUGAAUUACAUAAUAUUAAGGUUUUAAAUUAUUAUGAGCUAAAAAUUGAUUGUUACAACUUUAUAAAAGAAAUGUAUUAGUUACCUUUCAGUGUCA
Messenger RNA from Rhizophagus irregularis DAOM 181602=DAOM 197198, 583 nucleotides. The record is from RefSeq and is a predicted model, not a curated record. NCBI's taxonomy places the organism in Eukaryota, Fungi, Glomeromycota, Glomeromycetes, Glomerales, Glomeraceae.